UGUCUCAUCAGCGGCAUGUGGCUUAUAUCCAGAAGAUACCCCGUUCCCGCAGUCCGCAGCGGUACAGUGUAUAGAAUGAGCAGACCUGUGUUAGAGAUCCACCAGUCUAGAUGCUACUCUUCUGGAGGAAGAAAGGGUUUUAUAUCUGGUUUUGUGGAGAACAUCAAACAGGAAUUAGCGAAAAACAAGGAGAUGAAAGAAAGUAUUAAAAAAUUCCGAGAUGAAGCUAAAAAGCUGGAAGAAUCUGAUGCGCUUCGAGAAGCAAGGAGGAAAUAUAAAACCAUCGAAUCUGAAACAGUGAAGACCUCAGAAGUGAUUAAAAAGAAACUUGAAGAAAUAACUGGUACAGUUAAAGAGAGUUUGGAUGAAGUAAGUAAGAGUGAUAUUGGCCGAAAGAUAAAGGAAGGCGUGGAGGAAGCAGCAAAAACAGCAAAGCAGUCUGCGGAGUCAGUGACAAAAGGAGGGGAGAAAUUAGGCAAGACAGCAGCCUUCAAAGCUAUUUCUCAGGGAGUAGAAACCGUUAAGAAGGAAAUAGAUGAAAGUGUUUUAGGGCAGACUGGUCCUUACAAACGUCCGGAGCGACUACGAAAAAGAACAGAAUUCUCAGGCGAGAGGAUUAAAGAGGAGCGAAUAUUUGAAGCUAAUGAGGAGGCCAUGGGUAUGGUGCUGCACAAAGACUCAAAAUGGUAUCAGCAGUGGAAAGAUUUCAAGGACAACAAUGUGGUCUUCAAUAGGUUCUUUGAAAUGAAAAUGAAGUAUGAUGAAAGUGAUAAUGCAUUCAUUCGAGCUUCCAGAGCUGUCACAGACAAAGUCACUGACUUAAUAGGUGGAUUGUUCUCGAAGACAGAAAUGUCUGAGGUUUUGACAGAGAUACUCAAAGUGGAUCCAUCGUUUGACAAAGAUCGUUUUUUGAAGCAAUGCGAGUAUGAUAUAAUCCCCAAUGUCUUGGAGGCUAUGAUAUCUGGAGAGCUUGAUAUCCUCAAAGAUUGGUGCUAUGAAGCGACUUACAGUCAGCUCGCCCAUCCAAUCCAGCAAGCCAAAGCCAUGGGUCUCCAGUUCCACUCCAGGAUUCUUGACAUUGACAACAUUGAUCUGGCUAUGGGGAAGAUGAUGGAGCAGGGACCAGUAUUAAUCAUCACUUUUCAGGCUCAGGUCGUGAUGGUUAUAAAGAACCAGAAAGGGGAAGUGGUGGAAGGUGAUCCGGACAAGGUGCUGCGGAUGCUGUACGUGUGGGCGCUCUGCAGAGACCAGGAUGAACUCAACCCCUACGCUGCCUGGAGGUUAUUGGACAUUUCCUCAUCGAGCACUGAGCAGGUUCUCUGAGAAGAAUUGCACCCGAGGGCAUCCCGUACCUCUCUUGAAGCAACGCCGCCUCUGAACUCGCGCCAGUCUGCUGUAUGACGGACUCUGGGGGAAAGAGGCUAGACUGGUUCCUUUUCAGAAGAAGGGGCUGUUCGGUGUGCCCUCAUUAUACCAAUCCCUGUUGCGAACUGGACGAGUCUGACACAUCUGCCUUACGCUUUGCUGUGUAGUAUGGCACUGUAAGGAUGUACGGUAGAUUUCAACGUGAAUGGUCUAAGACACUAACAGCUGCUGUUGGCUUCUUUUUUGAUUGUGACUGAAAGAGGCUGGUUUGGGUCCUGUAAGUUUUCCCAGUGCUACCAGUGAUGGACGGAGGUGGGUAUCGGAGAUGUGACAGGUCUGGUUCCCAUCUGCUGUCAUCCUCUGGUGGCCUCAAAGGCAUCCCUGAAAAGAACUUGGAGGUGCUUUUAAGGCAUGUCUUGGUUGGUCUUA
Molecule: messenger RNA, 1794 nt
Organism: Charadrius vociferus (killdeer)
Lineage: Eukaryota; Metazoa; Chordata; Aves; Charadriiformes; Charadriidae
Gene: TIMM44
Product: translocase of inner mitochondrial membrane 44 homolog (yeast)
Exons: 12
Coding region: 16-1323 (435 amino acids)
Biological process (GO): protein import into mitochondrial matrix
Cellular component (GO): mitochondrial inner membrane
Molecular function (GO): protein-folding chaperone binding
Source: RefSeq, a predicted model, not a curated record